Molecule: messenger RNA, 2841 nt
Organism: Sugiyamaella lignohabitans
Lineage: Eukaryota; Fungi; Ascomycota; Dipodascomycetes; Dipodascales; Trichomonascaceae
Gene: CDC25
Product: Ras family guanine nucleotide exchange factor CDC25
Exons: 1
Coding region: 1-2841 (946 amino acids)
Biological process (GO): Ras protein signal transduction; positive regulation of GTPase activity
Cellular component (GO): plasma membrane
Molecular function (GO): guanyl-nucleotide exchange factor activity
Source: RefSeq, a predicted model, not a curated record
AUGGAUUAUACGUCGAUUAGUCUCGAGACGAGUUUGAUGACUUUGCAGGAGUUCAGCGACGAGGAUUUCGAGGAGACGUGGCCGGAGAUUAUUGCUAAACUGGAGAAGAGUGCUAGUAAGCUGGAGAGCCAUGUUUCUCCGGACGAGGAAUACGAAUUUGUCAUGGGUUUCGCUGACCUUGCGGGCAUUAUUCAGAAGAUUGCGCUGUAUGUGGGAGUUCCACCUGGCGCGUUCCCAAGCAGUGGUAAUGAGUUUGCUGGAAUCUCUUUGGCGUUCAGGAGAAUGAUCAAUACGUUGAGUCGCAUCAGUAUUUCUCACAGUAUUGGGUCCAUGAUACGCCAUCAGUCGGUGGGAAGCUUGGAAGAGCCUGACCAGGCGGCUGACAGUGAUAAACUGAAGAGUGCCAUCCAGCAGCUGGUUACUUAUGCCAAAGAUCUGAUAUUCCAGACACGAAGCAAGAUUCAGGAAGAAAACAGUCUCAAUGACUCGUUUGAAGCGAACGAGACGGGAGAGAUGAAGUUGCCCGAAAAAAUCGAGAUUCCUCUUAGCAAGUUUGAUGUCAAGUAUUUCGUCGACGGUCUGUGGACUAAUAUCGUGGUCAACAGGUCUGGCCAGCUGGUUCCUCAGGAUUCGUCGAUUCCUGGUAGUUUGACUCUGUUGGAGCAAAAGUUUGCUUCUUCUCGAUCAUCAACCUCACAAGAACCUACUAAUCGUCUUCGUAUGCCCCUGGAGACUUAUAACACUUCACUUGCAGUCGAUACAGAAGUCAUUUCUGUACUGGAAAUGAGAAUCAAGACCGUUAAGAACAUCCUCAACCAGUUUGUCAAGCUGUCAAAUACUGCAUCCUCCACUAAAAGCCUUGAUGCUACUCAGGAUCGCCGCAAAAUCCUCGGUUCGUCUCUGCAAGCUCUUAUUAAUGUCUCCAAAGUGAUUGUCAACAUAAUCGAAUCCAUUGAUCUCACAGCGUUUUACGCCUGUAGAGCAUCAGUUGCCGAAUCACACUCGUCAAUGACGCGAUUGUUUGCCUUUUUGGAGGCCAAACAAGCCAUUUACGACGCUCUCGCCGAACUCGAAGUGGUAAGAAAUCAAAAUGAAGCUGGUGAUAGCAAUUUUAUCGCUGCUUUGGCAGAAAAGUUUGAAAAAUCAAAGCUGGAAGAAAUCUAUUUCACUUACGAGCAAACUAAUGAACAACAAAUUAAAGAAAAGGUUUUCAAAUUGGACGCUGUACUUGCUAGUGUAGUCGAAAGUGCAAAGAACCUGUCAACAGAAUUGAGAAGCAUUGUGGCUGUUGAUUCGCGACUCUUGGAUACCACUGGCACUUCUUCGUUUCCUAGAGAACUCGCUGCAGCUGCUGCUGCCGCUGCUGCUGUUGCUGUGUCUUCUACGGCGGGAGGUAAUUCUUCUAAUGGUGCCAUGAGUCCUAGAUCGACAUAUUCCGCUAAACGAAAAGAGUCUGCUGUAGACAGCUUUAGUAUUGGUUCUCAUUCUAUCCGUGAAGAUGGACCAUGGUUCCUGCAACUGGAACACGGCGAUGAAAUCGUAUAUGAUAAGAAGGGCUCGUCUAUUCGAGGAGGUUCUCAAAGAGCUCUUGUUGAGCAGCUGACUCUACAUAGUAGAUUGAAUUCCGAGUUCAACGUUGCUAUGUUGUUGACAUUCCAAAGUUUUAUGGACGCGACUAAUCUGUUUGAACAAUUGGUAGAACGGUUCCUCAUUCAGCCUCCCGAGGGGUUGACUUCUGAAGAGUUUGCAUUGUGGGCUGAAAAGAAACAACGGCCAACUCGUCUUCGUGUGGUUAAUAUUCUCAAAACUUGGUUGGAAAACUACUGGUUUGAAGACGAUAGUGAAGAUCUUACUUCAGAAGCACGAAGCUCAUUGUUUGAGUCCAUGUCCAAGUUCGCUGAACAACUAAAAGCUCAAAAGUUCCCUGGUGGCGCUUCUUUGUACAAUAUUGUGGAAAAAAGAAUGAACGACAAGGAGCCUUCAUUCAAGCGAAUGAUUGUCACCACAACCACCCAACCACCACCUCCUAUUCUACCUCGUAACUUGAAGAAGUUUAAGCUUACUGAGAUUGAUCCUGUGGAGAUGGCUCGUCAAUUAUCAGUGAGAGAAUUCAAGCUGUUAGUUGUUAUUACCAGUCAUGAGUGUUUGUUGCGUGGAUGUGGUGGUUUAGGAAAAUCGUCCAAUUCAGGCGGUCGUAAGAUUGGUGAGUUCAUUCGUAACUCCAAUUGUUUGACCAACUGGGUUGCAUACGCGAUUUUGAGGCAUUCUGAGGCAAAGAGAAGAGCUUCUACAAUUCGAUACUUUAUACAUGUUGCCGAAGCUUGUAGAGCGCUUAACAACUUCUCAUCGAUGACUGCAAUUAUAUCUGCACUUUAUUCGUCGACUAUCCACCGUAUGAAGAAGACUUGGGAUUAUGUUUCCAGCAAGAACACAGCCAAGCUCGAAAACAUGAACCGACUAAUGAAUUCAUCAAGAAACUUCAACGAAUACCGAGAUCUGCUCAACCUUGUGCCUCCUCCUGCAGUACCAUUUUUUGGUGUCUAUCUUACCGAUUUGACAUUUGUUGAAGAUGGUAAUCCAGACUAUCUUGAUACUGAGCACAAGAUUGUCAAUUUCGCCAAGCGCCAGAAGACGGCUACUAUCAUUGAAAACAUCCGUCAGUUUCAAAUCGUUCCUUAUAAUUUUGAGGAACUGGCCGAUGUUCAACUGUUUUUGGAUCGAGGCUUUGAAGAGGCUCCUCCUAUUGAAGAGCAAUAUGACACAUCUUUGAACUUUGAGCCUCGUGAAAAGCCUGGUACUGACAAGGUCGCCAAACUGUUUGAAGAAAACGGUAUAUUAUGA